AUGGAAUUUCAGAAGGAUUUACAAUGCUCCAUUUGCCUGGAAGUUUUCCAUUCUCCAGUGACCACAGAUUGUGGCCACAGUUUCUGCAGUGACUGUAUCUCAAAAUACUGGGACCGAGAGAGCAAUGGCACCUACAGCUGCCCAGAAUGUAGACAUAACUUCUCCAGAAGACCUCAGCUGUCCAAAAAUAUCCGCCUGUGCCGGAUCAGUGAAGCCUGGAAACAAGAGAGAAACCGGAGAAAUCCUGGAGUGAGUCACGAUCCCAGUCCUGGAAUGAGUUGCGAUCCCAGUCCUGGAAUGAGUUGCGAUCCUAGUCCUGGAGUGAGUCGUGAUUGCUAUUUGGAUCUGGGGAGGUUUUGCCAGGUACACCACAGGGAGCUGAAACUGUACUGUCACACAGAGGGAGUCGCUUUGUGCAAUUUGUGCAACCUGCAAGAUCAUCAAACACACCAGGUUGGGCAGCUGGAGGAGGAGACAGAGCGAGCACAGGAGUUAAUAAUGAAGCGACAGGCAUUGGUGGAUUUACAGCAUCAAGCAACAGUCGAUGAGCUGUCAACCUGGAAGGAUACAAUUACCUUGCACCAGGGCUGGCUGCAACAAAUACGUCAGGAGAUCGAUGAGCAAUUUGAAAAGCUGUUGCCGUUAGUGAGGAAAACCCAGGAGGAGCUCCGGGUUUUCCUGCAGCGUUCUGAGAAUGAGUACUUCCACCAGGCUGAAUCAUUUCGGAAACAUCUCGAGGACAAGCUUCUCCACCUGAGACGUGAGCAGCAUGAUCUGCAGACACUACUGCAGGAGCACAGACCCAUCCCAUUCCUGCAGGGAUCAGAAACAUUGAAGAAGAGUCCAGACAGUCCCUUGGAACUAGCCAACCAGCCAGAAGUCCCAAAGCACCUGAGUCAACUUAGCACAGCAACAAAAGUGUUGUCAGAUUUGCUCAAGGAUCAACUUGAGGCCUUCACUCAGCUUAACAUUCCGACCAGAGAAUUCCCAGGUCAGAGUGACAGCCAGGUUCACGCUUCAGGGAACCAGCCAACCGCACACAGCAUUUCUACAGCAGUUAGCAACGCUCCUUCUGGCUCUCCCCAAGGUGGUGCUGACGCAGUGACUCUGUUUGUAUCCAGCCCCAUCCAGAGGCAUCAAACCCCACCACAAACCAGGCAGGAUCUCCUGCAAUACUUAAGUGUGGUGACCUUUGACCCAAACACAGCAUCGGAUUGGCUGCUACUUUCAGAUGAUCUGAAACUUGUGACCAACACGCAUCCUAAGAACCAGAAUUAUCCCAAACACACGGACAGAUUCACUCGGCAGCACCAGGUGCUGGCAAUCCAGGAGUUUGCAGCUGGCAUCCAUUACUGGGAAGUGUCGGUUUCUGGGUGCUCGGCCCGUGUCGGUGUAGCUUAUCGCCAGAUCAAUCGGACUGACCGUGGCUCUGCCUCUAUCCUCGGGGGGAAUGAGGUCUCCUGGUGCCUGGAGCUGGACCAGGGCAGUGGGAUAGCCUGGCACAAUCACAGGAAUACUGAUCCAGUGCCUGUCCCGUACCAGUGUCUUGGCCUCCUGCUGGAUUUUCCCUGUCAGACCUUGUCUUUUUAUGGAAUCCGCGACCAUGCAAUCCUGCUCCUACACCAAUUCAAGACUAGCUUCACCCAGUCCCUGCUUCCGGCUUUCCAAAUCAGCCGGCAGACCAGGAUUCAGAUUGAGAACAAGACUCCCAAACUAGAAAGACAGAUCCCAAUUGGAAACAGAUCCUGAUUCUCAGGAUCCCAGUUGAAAAAUGGUCCAGACUCUCAGGGUCCCACUCAGAAAUAGAUCCCGAACCUCAGUGUCCCAAUUGUAAAUAGAUUAUGAACCUCAAAAUCCCAAUCAGAAAUAGGUCCUGACUGUCAGGAUCCUGGCCAGAAAUAGAUCUAGAACCUCAGGAUCCCAAUCAGAAAUAGAUUCUUAUCACUGUGAUCCAGAUCAGGAACAUGAACCUGACAUGUAUUUUUUGGAGCAUUAUUCUGUUCAGUGGCAUCUGACAGAAAGAGAGAAUGUGGAGGGGAGGAGAGCUUUACAGUGAGACUGAAGGAAACAGUUAAAUGGAGAGGGGGAGGACCAGGAGCAAUGAGGGAGGAAGAGGAGAGUCACGUUCCCCUCAUUGAAGGGAGCAGGUUUCAGGAGCAAGAACCUGAACAAGUGGCUGUGGGGUUACCCCAUCUGCCCUGUGCUUCUGCAGGAAGGUAAAAUGAGAACUUGGCUAAAGCACAGAGAGUACAUUGAGGGACAGGCGCUGUCCACAAACUGAACCAUAAAGAAAGAUCCAAUCAGCUGCGAAACAGCAGCCCUGUCCGAACACUGGGGCUCUGUAUUCCUAGUGAAGAGCUUGUCACUGAUCAGGAAUGAUAAUCUAGACCAUCACUCAGGUGCUGGUUGUGUUUACAAACCCACUUUGGGAAAGUCCAAUUUACAGCAGUCAGAACUACAAAAUAACCACCGCUGCUUCAAAACAAAUUCUCAUUUCCCCUCAGCUUAUUUCACUGAUAAUCACCACUUCCUCCUCAUUCACUCUAUUGUGUGAUUUUGAACUGAUUUAUAGAGUCACAAUUACCUUCUUUGUUCUUCACCAACGUGCUUUCAGCCAACGUGUGACUCUCUGCUGUAUCUGUCCUCAGGAACGUGCCCGAGCACAGUAUCAGAAACAGAGACAUUACCUUACACUCAGGCUGUUAAAUAUUAAGCACACAUCAAAACGCAUAAACGCAGUGUUAAUAAAUGACAAACCACUGAGCCAGGUUUCACUUUGAUACAGUCAAACACACUAUGAAACACGGAGCUGUUGUACCUGUAAGCACAAACAUAAGGGGACAAAAUGUUUAAAAUGUAUACCAAAGUGUUUUGAGUGCUGUGAGAGAGUGACUCAAAUUGCUGCCUUCAACUUUACAAGAUAAACCUUUAAUAUCACUGCAAGCUUUUGUGAAAAUGUCAAUAACAAGAGACUUGGAUGUUGUUUAUUCACUCACAGGGUAUAGGCAUCACUAGCUGGGCAUUUAUUGCCUGCCCCUAAUUGUGCAGAGGGCAGUUACAAAUCAACCACAUUACUGAGAGUCUGGAGUCACAUGUAGACCAGACCAGGGGUAAAGAUAGCAAUUUGCGUCCCUAAAGGACAUCAGUGAACAAAUUGGUUUUUCUGACACUUGGCAAUGGAUUCAUGCUCUCCAAUAGACUGUUAAUUCCAGAUUUUUACUGAAUGCAAAUUCCACCAUCUGCCAAUCUGAACCCAGGUCCCUGAAUUAAUAGUCUAACAAUGUUCCUCCUUAGCUAUCAAUCCACGUGCCCCUAGGUUGUUUAAUUCUCCUUUGGUCAUAAAAUGGGAGAGAGAGAGAGAGAGAGAGCUGGAAAGAAGGCCAUAUUAAAUAACUCUCAGAAUUAGGACAAUGAAAAAAAGGGUCUGAUGGUAUCUGUAUUUGUAAAUUACUGUAGGAAGUUUAUACAGACACAAAUUGCCAAAGUAGGCUGCUGUGGUUUCAGCAAUAAAUUGGAGUGCUUCACUGAAUAAUUUUAGCUCAAUUUGGAUUUUGAUUGGACAGUUAUAUUGGUGUUAAUGAAAGAUCCAACCCUCACUGGAUUUGAUUGUAACAUGUGGACCGUAACAGAUUAUAACACGUGUAUUGUUUUGUCCAGACUUUAGAAAUAUAGUCAUGCUUAAUUUCAGCUUGGAAUGUUUCAUUAUUUCUUGUGGUUCUUUUUCCUGACCAAUAGGAUAAGCUGUCAGAGGUAGAAGAGUGGAUCAGAAUGGUCCAGGGACUGCUCCAGCUGGGGGUGGUCUCUGUGCUCUUCCACACAUGAAUGUUACAGCCCAACAAUAAAGCUCCAAGUGCCAAAACUCCGUAACAGACACAGGGAACCAAACUAAUGUAUUACCAGCUGCAGAAAUGCUGCUGCCAUAGUUCCACACCUUUCAGCACUGGCUCCGAACACUUCCUCCAAACCUCCUGUGGAGAGCAGUUACAUUCUCUUAGAAUUUAUCACAACAGUAAAGAAGCAAAUCCACUCUCUUAUGUGGUAAACCAGGUCAUAAUUCCAGAGCUC
Molecule: messenger RNA, 4065 nt
Organism: Stegostoma tigrinum
Lineage: Eukaryota; Metazoa; Chordata; Chondrichthyes; Orectolobiformes; Stegostomatidae
Product: tripartite motif-containing protein 16-like protein
Exons: 7
Coding region: 1-1749 (582 amino acids)
Molecular function (GO): zinc ion binding; protein binding
Source: RefSeq, a predicted model, not a curated record